UCAGUGAGAAGUGACAGCAUUUUGUGCCAAGUGUUUCUAGCGGGCACUUAAAGCCUUUAUAAACUGAUAGGAUAUAUCACUGUCCUGUCCUUUGGUCCGAAGAUAUGGAGGGAAAGGAGGAGAUAGAAAAAUCGACUGAUUCUGAAAACGAAAUGAAAAGCGACAAAGGAGAUAAACCAAAAGACGAAUGUACGGAUGAAAAUGAGAAGAGGCGAAGCAACGAGAGAAGUUCAGGGAGAGAUAACGAAGUGAGGACAAAUGAAAUAGACAGAGGAUCUGACCUAAAUGAAUCAAGUUCGGACGCCGGGACCACGCAGCAGAAUGGCUGCAACGACCCUACGGAAACUCAGAAUGGACCUCGUAUGCCAGCCAAAGAGGAAGAUCCCCAGACCGUGCGAAGACCCCCGCGCAGGAAGGAUAAAGAGAGAAUCCAGGAAGCAAAGAUUUCACCGAGCAACAACGCAACCGAAGCCAAGAAAAGGAAGGAAAAGGAAGCUCAAGCCGCGGCCACCUUGAACGCCGCUCCCAGCUUGCCCGACUCAUCCGAAACCUCGAAGCAACAGCUCGAGCCGGAAAAGAAUCCCUCGGGAAUCAAACUCCGAAGGGAACUAGGCCUGCUGGACUGCGUAGGCCUCCUCGUGGGCAACAUCAUAGGCUCAGGGAUCUUCGUGUCGCCCCGGGGAGUCCUCAGAUACUCAGGGAGCGUGGGAAUGUCCCUUGCCAUCUGGGUCGCCUCUGGCUUCGCCUGCAUGGUCAGCUCGCUCUGCUACGCCGAACUGGGCACGAUGAUUCCCCAGAGCGGCGGCUCCUACACGUACCUGCACGAGGCGUUCGGGCCCAUGGUGGCGUUCCUGGACCUGUGGCUCAGCGUCACCAUCGGCAUCCCGUGCGGCCGCGCCAUCGGGGCCCUCACCUUCGCCAACUACGUCGUGCAGCCGUUCUUCCCGACCUGCGCCCACGUGCCGCAGGCCGCCGUCAAGCUGCUCGCCAUCGCGCUCAUCUUCUUCCUCACUUGGGUCAACUGCCGCCGAGUGCAAUGGGCCACCACAGUGCAAGACGCAAUGGCACUCACCAAAGUCCUGGCCCUCAUCAUCAUCAUCAUCGGAGGCAUGCACCAUCUGGCACGGGGCCACACGGAGAACUUCGAGAAUGUGAUGGAUGGCACUAACUGGCACCCUGCCCUCAUUGCCACGACGUUCUACCAUACCCUGUGGGCGUAUGCAGGCUGGAAUGGCUUGAAUACGAUAAUAGAGGAACUGAAGGAUCCUUUUAAGAGCAUGCCCCGAGCUAUCGCCAUCUCCCUCACGUGCGUGACGCUAAUAUACAUACUAACGAACGUUGCGUAUUUCGCUGUGCUUACGCCGGAGGAGAUUCUGUCUUCGGAAGCGGUUGCCGUUUCCUUCGGCCAGCGCAUCCUGGGCGUGCUGGCGUGGACCAUCCCGAUCUUCGUGGCGUGCUCGACCGGCGGCUCCAUGAACGGCAACAUCUUCGGGUCUUCGCGCGUGCUGUUCGUGGGGGCGCGGCGGGGCCACCUCCCCAGGGCCCUCGCCUUGGUGUCCGUCGAGAGCUGCACGCCCGUCACGUCGCUCGUCUUCAUGGCCGCCGUCUCGCUGAUCAUGUUCACGACGUCCGACCUGCGAGCGCUCAUCAACUACACGUCUUUUGCGGGGAACUUGGUCGGCCUGGGCGUCAUCUCGGCGUUUUUCUGGUUCCGGAUCAAGCAGCCCGACCGACCUAGGCCUAUCAAGAUCUGGAUCGGCUUCGCCAUCAUCGAGCUUCUGAUGUCCGUGUUCCUGGUGGUCUUCCCAGCCGUGAAGCAGCCCAUGGAAGUGGCCUUCGCUCUGGGCUUCGCUGCCACGGGCCUCCUGGUGUACUACGUCACGCAGCACAGGCGGGUCACUUCGGCUACACUCGACAGGGCGAUGGAUAAAGUGACUUACGUCUGUCAGAUGCUCUUUGUUGCUGUCCACGAAGAAGCGAAUUUGUCAACGGAAACCAAGGAACAACUGUGAUUCGAAAACAUUUUCUUCCUCCACGUUAAAAA
Molecule: messenger RNA, 2044 nt
Organism: Penaeus indicus
Lineage: Eukaryota; Metazoa; Arthropoda; Malacostraca; Decapoda; Penaeidae
Product: Y+L amino acid transporter 2-like
Exons: 9
Coding region: 105-2012 (635 amino acids)
Biological process (GO): amino acid transmembrane transport
Cellular component (GO): membrane
Molecular function (GO): L-amino acid transmembrane transporter activity
Source: RefSeq, a predicted model, not a curated record